Morchella sextelata is the source of this 315-nucleotide messenger RNA. RefSeq lists its product as uncharacterized. The coding region runs from base 1 to 315 and encodes 104 amino acids. The record is from RefSeq and is a predicted model, not a curated record. The transcript is spliced from 6 exons. NCBI's taxonomy places the organism in Eukaryota, Fungi, Ascomycota, Pezizomycetes, Pezizales, Morchellaceae.
AUGAGCGAUCACUCGGGGUGUUUGGUUGGCUGGCUGCUGCCGGGAUCGAUGGUUGCUGGAGGUCGAGGAUUGGUGAUUGGUGGAAUGUUUGCCCAAGUACCCAGUCGGGAUAAUGCAAUCCGUCCUCUCCUUAGCGCCUCCCCUCCCGCCUUAAGCUUCACAACGCCACACCCACCCCACCAACAGAUCAGACGCAUAAUCCACCCGAAUUUAAGCUAUUCAAAUCCCUGGGCUAUUUCUAAAGAUAGUAUAGACCUAGAUAUCCUGUUUUCCAUUGACGUUCUGGAUGCCCCCCUAAUGACUUCUACUCUGUAA